Molecule: messenger RNA, 7011 nt
Organism: Myodes glareolus (Bank vole)
Lineage: Eukaryota; Metazoa; Chordata; Mammalia; Rodentia; Cricetidae
Source: RefSeq, a predicted model, not a curated record
CUUCUGCCUCCCAAGUUCAGGUACUGAAGGCGUGCACCACCACACCCAGAUUCAGUCUUUUAAAUGGCUACUAACUGGGGGCUGGAAAGAUGGCUUAGUGAUUAAAACCCCCUGGUUGUUCUUUCAGGGGACCUGGGUUCCAUUCCCGGCACGAAUGUGUACAGAGACAGCUGCCGGUAGAACACCCAUACAUAUCAAAGAAAUGCUGGAAAUCAGCAACAGUAACAAACCAACAAUGAGCCUGUACUAACUGCGUGUGCAGUCAUAAAUAGCACGUGUUUAUAUUUAUGCAAAUGGUUGUGCUCCGUGUUUACCUUGGGCAUUUGCACUUGGAAACUGUUGCAUAUAGCUUACAUGUAUAGUGUGUAUGUUUGUGGAUCCAUAGCACACAUGUGGAAGUCAGAGGACAACCUGUGGAAGUCAGUUUCUGCCCCCCACAACCCCCAUCCCCACCAGGAAGCUCCUAGGGUUCAAACUAAGAUUGUUAGGCUUGGCAGCAAGUACCACCAUCUGAUCCAUCUUGCUGGCCCUCAUUCAUUUUUAAAAUCUGUUUUUUUGGGGUUUUUUUUUUCCUGUAUACUACAUCAGAAUUUACCAUUCUUCUCCUUAUGGCAUCUGGAUUGUUCUUAGUUUUCCCCCUAGGCAACAAUGAGACAGAGAAGGGAAGAAUGUCCUUGUGUGUGUCCACGUGGAUAGGGGAGUUUUACCACAGCCUAUCCACCUCGGUGCUGCCAACAGUUUGGGAUGGGUAGAUGCUGAGCUAGCAUGUACAUUUUAGAAUUUCUUGUGGCCUUCCUGCCGUCUGCUUACUAGAGACCAGUGUGGUACUUUCCGGUUCUAGUAACCAGGAAUGUUGCCUGACGGAUCUCUCUCUGGUGCCACAAAAUCACUAGAGUUUCCAUUAACACUCGAGGCAUAUGCACGUAGAGUGGAACUGCCAGCUAGUUCUGAUCCAAAUUCACAAGAUGUUUUCACCAGGGUGGCCUUAGUUAGGACGUCCUUUCCAGUGUAGCUGCUGCUAUAACAGAGCUUGUCUUAGGCCAGCGUUGGUCUUGCAGUACUGAAGGACUGGAUGGACCACUGAGAUUGUAGUUCGAACGGAUUGAGAACUGCUGUGUGAAUGUUUACCCUCAACCCUCAGUCAGCACCAGACUUCCCUGCUUGAACUGAUUCUCUGGAUUUGGAUAUCUUUUUUUCAGGAAUCAACAGUAGCCUUCCUUGGAGAACUGCUUCUUCUAUUUGCUGCCUGGAGUUAACAUUGUUUCCUGCUGGCAGAAUCAGGGACAUGCCAGCACUUUCCCUCUCAUUGUCUAGUUCCCUGUACCCCAUCCCUACCCACUGUAAGGGCGCUGGAUUCUAAGCUGAUGGGGUGCUCACUUCUGCAGAGCGGGAUGAGUGGGUGUUCCGGCGGGGAUGUGGUCAUUGACGGCCCAUGAGGACGAGAGCACUACGGCCCACUUCUUCCUCGGAGCUGGAGAUGAGGGCUUGGGUACCUGUGGAAUAGGCAUGAGGAUGGAAGAGAGUGACAGUGAGCUCCUUGAGGACGAGGAGGAUGAAGUGCCUCCAGAACCUCAGAUUAUUGUUGGCAUCUGUGCCAUGACCAAGAAAUCCAAGUCCAAGCCAAUGACUCAAAUCCUAGAGCGACUCUGCAGGUUUGACUACCUGACUGUUGUCAUCCUGGGAGAAGAUGUCAUCCUCAACGAACCUGUGGAGAACUGGCCGUCCUGCCACUGUCUCAUUUCUUUCCACUCCAAAGGCUUUCCACUGGACAAAGCUGUUGCUUACUCCAAGCUUCGAAACCCCUUCCUUAUCAAUGAUCUGGCCAUGCAGUAUUACAUCCAAGAUAGGAGAGAGGUGUACCGGAUCCUGCAGGAGGAGGGUAUUGAUCUGCCAAGAUACGCCGUGCUCAACCGUGACCCCGCCUGUCCUGAGGAGUGCAGCCUGAUAGAAGGUGAAGACCAGGUGGAGGUCAAUGGAGCUGUCUUUCCCAAGCCCUUUGUGGAGAAGCCAGUGAGUGCAGAGGACCACAAUGUUUACAUCUACUACCCCAGCUCUGCUGGAGGAGGAAGCCAGCGCCUCUUUCGUAAGAUCGGCAGUCGGAGCAGCGUUUACUCUCCCGAGAGCAGCGUCCGGAAGACAGGAUCAUACAUCUAUGAGGAGUUUAUGCCAACAGAUGGCACAGAUGUUAAGGUGUAUACAGUGGGGCCCGAUUAUGCCCAUGCUGAAGCUAGAAAGUCUCCAGCUCUGGAUGGGAAGGUUGAACGAGACAGCGAGGGGAAGGAGGUUCGCUAUCCAGUCAUGCUGACCGCCAUGGAAAAGCUAGUAGCCAGGAAAGUCUGCGUAGCUUUUAAGCAAACAGUCUGUGGGUUUGACCUUCUUCGUGCCAACGGUCACUCCUUUGUGUGUGAUGUCAAUGGCUUUAGCUUUGUCAAGAACUCAAUGAAAUAUUAUGAUGACUGUGCCAAGAUUCUUGGGAACACCAUUAUGCGGGAGCUUGCCCCACAGUUCCAGAUCCCAUGGUCCAUCCCCACAGAAGCCGAGGACAUUCCCAUUGUCCCUACCACAUCUGGCACUAUGAUGGAGCUCCGCUGUGUCAUCGCAAUUAUCCGUCAUGGAGAUCGAACUCCAAAGCAGAAGAUGAAGAUGGAAGUGACCCACCCGAGGUUUUUUGCUCUCUUUGAAAAACAUGGUGGAUACAAGACGGGAAAAUUAAAACUUAAGCGACCUGAGCAGCUCCAGGAAGUGCUGGACAUUACGAGGCUCCUGCUGGCUGAACUGGAGAAAGAACCAGGCACUGAGAUUGAGGAGAAGAGUGGGAAGCUGGAGCAGCUGAAGUCUGUGCUGGAGAUGUACGGCCACUUCUCGGGUAUCAAUCGGAAGGUGCAGCUGACUUACUACCCCCACGGAGUGAAAGCUUCCAACGAGGGCCAAGAUCCACAGAGGGAAGCCCUGGCUCCGUCUCUCUUGCUGGUACUGAAGUGGGGUGGAGAGCUGACUCCUGAUGGCCGUGUGCAGGCCGAGGAGCUGGGGCGAGCUUUUCGCUGCAUGUACCCUGGAGGCCAGGGUGACUAUGCUGGCUUCCCUGGCUGUGGGCUGCUUCGCCUCCACAGCACUUUCCGUCACGACCUCAAGAUCUACGCAUCCGACGAGGGUCGCGUCCAGAUGACUGCUGCUGCCUUCGCGAAGGGCCUCCUGGCUCUAGAAGGGGAGCUAACACCCAUUUUGGUGCAAAUGGUGAAGAGCGCCAACAUGAACGGACUGCUGGACAGCGACAGUGACUCCCUGAGCAGCUGUCAGCACCGCGUCAAGGCACGGCUGCAUCACAUUUUGCAGCAGGAUGCACCCUUUGGCCCCGAGGACUAUGACCAGCUGGCUCCCACCGGAAGCACUUCUCUCCUCAACUCCAUGUCUAUAAUCCAGAAUCCUGUCAAAGUCUGUAAUCAGGUGUUUUCCCUGAUUGAAAACCUAACCCACCAGAUUCGGGAACGGAUGCAGGACCCCAGCUCUGUAGACCUGCAGCUCUACCACAGUGAGACACUAGAGCUAAUGCUGCAGCGUUGGAGCAAACUAGAGCGUGACUUUCGGCACAAGAGCGGGCGCUAUGACAUCAGCAAGAUCCCUGAUAUCUACGACUGUGUCAAGUAUGAUGUGCAGCAUAACGGGAGUCUGGGGCUUCAGGGCACAGCCGAGUUGCUGCAUCUUUCAAAAGCUCUGGCCGAUGUGGUCAUUCCCCAGGAGUAUGGGAUUAGUCGGGAGGAGAAAAUGGAAAUUGCUGUGGGCUUCUGUCUUCCACUUCUGCGGAAAAUCCUGCUUGACCUACAGAGAACCCACGAGGAUGAGUCUGUCAACAAGCUGCAUCCCCUGUACUCCCGUGGAGUGCUCUCUCCAGGGCGCCAUGUUCGAACACGUCUGUAUUUCACCAGCGAAAGUCACGUUCACUCCCUACUCAGUGUCUUCCGUUAUGGGGGACUUCUUGAUGAGACCCAGGAUGCACAGUGGCAGCGAGCUUUGGCUUAUCUUAGUGCCAUCUCAGAGCUCAACUACAUGACCCAGAUUGUUAUCAUGCUUUAUGAGGACAACACACGGGACCCAUUGUCGGAGGAACGAUUCCAUGUGGAGCUCCACUUCAGCCCUGGGGUGAAAGGUAUUGAAGAGGGCAGUGCCCCAGCUGGCUGUGGAUUCCGCCCAGCUUCUUCAGAGAAUGAGGAGAUGAAAGCAGAUCAAGGCAGCAUAGAGAACCUGUGCCCAGGGAAGGCCUCAGAUGAACCAGACCGAGCAUUGCAGACCUCUCCCCAACCUGUCGAGGGCACUGGCCUUCCAAGGAGGUCACCCCUCAUUCGGAAUCGAAAAGCUGGCUCCAUGGAGGUCAUGAACAUGCAGUGCACGGGGAACCUGGACCUGAUCCCCUUGAGGGGACGGCGCCGCAGGAGGUCAGGAGACCUCCCUCGGCUUUCCCCAGCCAUCGGCCUACAGCCCCGGGCUGUGUCCACCACUCACCUGGCUUCCUGCACACAGGUGCUGUCUGAGACUUCAUCUUCAAGACCCGGUGGCUACCGGCUGUUUUCAUCUUCACGUCCCCCAGCAGAGAUGAAGCAGAGCGGCCUAGGCUCACAGUGCACAGGGCUGUUCAGCACCACAGUGCUGGGCGGCUCCUCCAGCGCUCCGAAUCUUCAGGACUACGCCCGCAGCCAUGGCAAAAAACUCCCGCCUGCCAGUCUAAAGCACCGAGAUGAGCUGCUGGAUGACCAGCACCCUGUGGUCCGGUUGCUGCGCACUUUUUCCUCUGACUGCCCAAGGGGCUGGCCAGUUUCCUUGGAUGCCACGCUGGCGCACCACCUGCACCAGUGCUCCUACCACCUGCGCCUCUUCCGGAACUGGCUGCGCUCAGGCCAGGAUGACCCCGAGUGCCUCUACGGAUUUGAAGGGUGCUCCAUGGUACCUACCAUCUACCCCUUGGAAACACUACACAAUGCCCUUUCCCUGCGUCAAGUGAGUGAGUUCUUGACUAGAGUCUGCCAGCGCCACACUGAUGCCCAUGCACAGGCAUCUGCAGCCCUCUUUGACUCUAUGCACAACCCGGCCUCAGACAGCCCGUUUUCCCCACCCCGUACUCUCCAUUCGCCACCGCCGCAACUCCGGCAUCGUUCUGAAAAACCACCAUGGUACAGCAGUGGUCCUUCCAGCACCGUGUCCAGUGCUGGCCCUUCCUCUCCUACCGCAGCGGAUGGAAACUCACAUUUUGGCUUCAGUGAUCAGUCCUCUGUAAAUACACAUAUGACUGAAGAAAACCAAGGCCUUGGGCUGCUCCGGGAGCCUCCUGGAGAUGGAACACAAGAGUUCCCUGUAGAAAGACAGCAAGAGCUUGUGGAGCCCGAUCACUCUCCUCAGGAGUCACCUGUGGAAACCAGCCCUCUAGAAGGCCAGGAUGUUGCUGAGGUCAGCCAGGUAUGCCAGGAGGUCCCAGAUACCACCCAGACAUGCUCUAGCAUCCUUGAGGAGGUCCCUGACAUCAGCCAGCUGUUCCUGAAGAACUAUGACACUACCACCAGCACAUGUCAAACAUGCCAGAAGGCCAACCAGCUGUCUCAGAAGGCUCAUGAAGAAGUUGGCCAGCUUUAUCAAGACAACCCUGAGGAGAGUAACCAGCUGUGCCAGGAGGUCCCUGUGGAGCUGGGCAGGAUGGCCCAUGGAGUCCCUGUAAGCGUUGGUAGCAUGGUCCAGGAAACAGUUAUGGAAAUUGGCAGGCCAACCCAAGAGAUCCAUGAAGAGAUCGGCCCGCCAUGCCAGGAAUUCUCUGUGGAGGUUGGCAUACUGGCUCAGGAGGUCCCUGCCAUCAUCGAAUUGUCUCAAGACAUUCCUGAGGCUGGCACACCAUCCCAAGAGUUCACUGAGGAGGCUAGUCUGCAGGCUCAGGUGGUCUCUGAGGAGACUGAUCAGGACUCCAGGGAGGAUCUCCCCCAAGGCCAGGGUCCAUCUAGUGAUGCAAACACUGAAAGUCAGUCUCUGGCCCGUGACCAGCAUUCAUCCCUUCCAUCAGCAACAUGUAAUUAGUCGCUUUCCCACUGGUGUCCUCCACCAGCCAUCUGAGCCAGGAGCCUUUCUGUUGGCUGACACACUAGCCAGAGCAAGGCCUGGGCUCACAUCAGGGAUGUCUGAGGAAGUAGGCCUUCUGGCAUAAAACAUAUGCCUGAGGGGGAGCUAAUUUAUGUUCAGAGCAGCUAUUAGCUCUUCACUAGCUGUGGGGUAGGAAAUCGUAGAUUGUUCAAGGAAAUGCCACUUAACUGUUGAUACUGUUGAGGGGACAGCAAAUAUGCAGUGGAAGGCAGAAGGCUUUCUACUUGUUGAAGGAAAUAUUCCCAACUUCUUAAAGUACCCUCAGACCAUAUGUGCAUUCAAAGAAGCUUUUGUCUUCACUGUCACAGGCAGGCCCAGGGCAGCCGCCCGAAAUGUCUGCAGGAUAGAGUUGCCUUCUCGCAAACAUCUGUCAUGGCCACUCAUGGUUUAAACUGGGCUUAUGGGUGUUUCUGUACAACUGCCAAGUGCUCCCUCUGCCCUAGUCCUGCUCCUCUGGACAGUGACUCUAGAGAAAAGUAGAUAUUAGAUUGCCAUGCAACUUCAGGGUGACUACCUGCUCUGGGAGAUUUGGAUCAAUCUAUGAAGCUAGGCCUCCUUUUGUUGUGAGGCUGUUGGGUUUAGAAGAUGCUAUAGUAGAGAGAAUCAAGUUCUAUUUUAAGCAAUUAGCAGAGAUCAAUGUUGUACAGACAUGAGCAAAGAUUUAAUAUAUAUAUAUAUAAACAUAUAUAUUUCUGUAGUUUGCCAGGGACUGGCCAAAGAUCAAACACUCCAGGGUCCCCAAGAGGUUUGUCCUUAUAUCAUGUGUCUUUAGGACCAUAUAUGAUUAUGAAGCUUUUCCCAAAGAUCUAGGGGUGGGAGUGGGCGUGGAUAAUACAGUCAUUCGUGUCAGGGGCCGGGACAUAACGAGUGCUCAAUAAAUACGAGAUAAUGAGAACA